AUGGACGCCUACGAGGCCACCAAGGUGGUGUUCGCCAGGGUUCAGGAGCUCGUCGACCCGGACCUCGCCUCCAAGAUCAUGGGCGCGCUGCUCACCCAGGACAAGAGCGAGGAGGACAUGAUCCGCCUCGCCUUCGGCCCCGAGCACCUCCUCCACUCCGUCGUCGCCAGGGAGCGCGCCGACCUCCUCGCCCGCACCAACCCCUCCUCCCCGCCCGCCUCCUGGGGUAUGGCGCCCGGCGAUGUCGACGCCGGCCACCCCUUCUCCGCCGCCAGCGACCCGUUCUACCCCGACGACGGGUACGGCUGCUGGUCCCCGACCAGCGGCGGGCACCGCCGGAGCUUCUCCCUCAGCGACGCCGACGGCGGGUGGAAGCCGUGCCAGUACUUCGCGCGGGGGUUCUGCAAGAACGGCUCCGCCUGCCGCUUCCUGCACGGCCUCCCCGACGACGUCGCCGAGCAGGAGAUGGCGGUCAUGCGCGCCAAGGCCGCCGCUGUCGCCGCCGCGCGGGCGCAAAUGAUGCCCCCCGCCUUCGCCUUCUCGCCGUCUCCGCCCAAAGGCCUCGGCUUCCUCCUCCUCCAGCAGCAGCAGCAGCAGAGCGAGUCCCAAAGGGCGGCGGCCAUGCUGCUCGCCGCCGGCGACGAUAUGCACAGGUUCGCGCUCCGCUCGCCCCGGAUGGACCGCGCCGACCUCUCCAACAGCCACGGCGCGCGGCAGAUCUACCUCACCUUCCCCGCCGACUCCAGCUUCACCGAGGAGGACGUGUCCAGCUACUUCAGCAUGUACGGGCCGGUGCAGGACGUGCGCAUCCCGCACCAGCCGAAACGCAUGUUCGGCUUCGUCUCCUUCCUCUACCCGGAGACGGUGCGCCUCGUCCUCGCCAAGGGCAACCCGCACUUCGUCUGCGACGCCAGGGUCCUCGUCAAGCCCUACAAGGAGAAGGGCAAGGUCCCUGACAGGUUCAGGCACAGCGGCGGCCUCUCUCCUCACCACCGUGACUUCGCCGCCGCCGGCCUGCUCGACUCCAGGGAUCCCUUCGACCUCCAGCAGCCGCAGAUCGGGCAGAGGAUGCUAUACGGGAGCAUGGCCGGCCACGAGGCGGCCUUCCUGAGGAGGAAGCUGGAGGAGCAGCAGGAGUCGGCCGAGCUGCAGCGUGCCAUCGAGCUCCAGAACCGCCGGUUCAUGGGGAUGCAGCUGCUCGAUCUCAAGAGCAGGGGCCACCACAUCCUCGGCUCCCCCGUGGGCUCACCAGGCGACGGCAAUGACGGCUGCUUCAGUGGGAACGGCAAUGGCGUGCACCAUUUUGAGAACAACAUUCAAGAUAACAGCACUGGCCUUGUCAUGGGCACAUCUGCUGCUGCUGCUUCUGCCAUUGGUAAAGACGGGAGGCAGGAGCAGCAGUAUGAGGAGGAGGAGGGUGGUGGUGAUGGCAAUGGUGGCAGUCCCAAGCAGGCAGUCAACUCUGGGGAAGAGGGGAGGAGGGAAUCUGGUCCUGGUGCAGCAGCUGCAACCAAUGUUGUUUGUGGAUACCAAGAAAGUGGCAUGGAGCACAACCUGCCUGAUAGCCCCUUUGCUUCCCCCACCAGUGCUGCUGCUGCUGAGCAGCAGACAGCUCACACUGGUAACAUCAGCAGCUCCCACCCGGUGGCCUUGUCUCUGUUCCCCUCUGCUAAACCUCUCUACAGCUCUUGCUUCUCCCAAGUGCCCAGGUUCUCAUCUGGGCAUGGAGCCAUUGGGCUGUGA
Molecule: messenger RNA, 1743 nt
Organism: Lolium rigidum
Lineage: Eukaryota; Viridiplantae; Streptophyta; Magnoliopsida; Poales; Poaceae
Product: zinc finger CCCH domain-containing protein 53-like
Exons: 7
Coding region: 1-1743 (580 amino acids)
Molecular function (GO): RNA binding; metal ion binding
Source: RefSeq, a predicted model, not a curated record